Cuscuta europaea is the source of this 1937-nucleotide messenger RNA. Lineage: Eukaryota; Viridiplantae; Streptophyta; Magnoliopsida; Solanales; Convolvulaceae. The record is from the annotation of a GenBank genome assembly.
AAACGUUGCCUCCUUACUUUCCUAUUCCUAUUAUUAUUAUUAUAUUAUUAUUAUUUGAAAAAUCCAAGGAAGACUUCAACUCUACUAGUAGAGGGAGGAGUUUGGGGUGGAGAAUAAUGCUGAGGCUAUAUACGUACGAAGUAUGUAUCUAGACGAACCUGAAAACCUUGAGAAAUAUCAUUCUAAGAAAUCGAGAUCAUGGAUUCCGAAGGGAGCAGCGGUGAUGAAUAUGACGAUCAAGCUUACUAUGAAGACGAUGACUACGACAACGCUGAUUUCGAAACCGAUAGAAUUCCAUCAUGCAAGGUGAUCACCAAAGACUCUCUUUUGACAGCACAGAAAGAGGACUUGCAAAGAGUACAAGACUUGCUAUCGAUUAAGGAACAUCAUGCGCGAACCUUACUUAUCCACUAUCGUUGGGAUGUCGACAAGGUUUUAACAAUCUUCGUGGAGAAAGGGAAGGAAAGCUUAUACGCUGAAGCUGGUGUAACAGUAGAAUGCAAAGAUGAUACUUCCUUAUAUGAGUCUACUGUGGACAUGACAUGUGGAAUAUGCUUUGAUGAUAUUCCCGCUGCAAAUGUAACAAUAAUGGAUUGUGGCCAUUCAUUUUGCAAUGAUUGUUGGACAGAGCAUUUCAUGGUGCAAAUAAAUGAGGGUAAGAGUAAGCGCAUAAAGUGCAUGGCCUACAAGUGUAACGCUAUUUGUGAUGAAGGAAAGAUUAGGGAUCUGGUUGGUGAGAGGGAUCCGGAUCUGGCAGGGAAAUUUGAACGUUUUCUUUUGGAGUCAUACAUUGAUGAUAACAAGAUGGUCAAAUGGUGUCCUAGCAUACCACAUUGCGGGAAUGCAAUCCGUAUUCAGGUUGAUGAGUGUUGUGAUGUUGAAUGUGAAUGUGGCCUGCAGUUUUGUUUUCGUUGCUCCUCCGAAACGCAUUCACCCUGCUCGUGUCUGAUGUGGGAGAUGUGGAUGAAGAAGUGCAGUGAUGAUUCUGAGACAGUGAAUUGGAUUUCGGCCUAUACGAAAGAUUGCCCAAAAUGCAAGAAACCUGUAGUGAAAAAUGGGGGAUGCAACCUUGUGCAAUGCAUAUGUGGACAACCAUUUUGUUGGCUUUGUGGUGGUGCUACUGGUGUGAAGCACACGUGGCAAACUAUUGACGGCCACACUUGUGGCCGCUACAAAGAAAACCAGGAAGAAGACAUUGCAAAUGCAAAAAAGAAGCUACUGCGGUACACUCACUACUACAACCGUUACAAAGCUCAUACUGAUUCCUUGAAGGCAGAAGCAGGUCUGGAGCAAAGGUUGCAGCAAAAGGUUUUAAAUCUUGAAUCAAGGGUAUUGUUGAGUUUAAAAGACUUCAGCUGGGUGAUGAAAGGGUAUUAUAGGCUUUUCCAAUCGAGACAGAUACUCUCACAUUCCUAUCCAUUUGCAUAUUACAUGUUUGGUGAAGAACUGGUUGAGAAUGAAAUGACUCAGAGAGAACGAGAAAUAAAACAAAACCUUUUUGAGGACCAGCAACAGCAGCUUGAAACCAAUACCGAGAGGCUCUCAAUGUUUUUGGAAACCCAGUUUGAUGAAUUCCCAGAAAAUAAGGUUGUCGAGAUGCGGCUCAAGAUCGUCACUCUCUCGGCUGUUAUUGAUAAUUUCUGCAAAAAAUUGUAUGAAUGCAUCGACAACGAUUUACUGGUUCAUCUUCGGUUCAACCACACCAUCUCUCCUUAUCAAUCAAGUGGUGCAGUGAAAGCCUCAGAGCUAGCGGGUGAUUUCCAAAGGAUGUCAACUUUUAACUGGAGUAUUUUUACACAAACAUAAUUUGACCACUCGACUACUCGAGUAGUCCAGUUUGUAACGAGACCGACACUCUUGGCUUCACAAUAUAAAUGAAUGGAUAUAAGCUUAUACUGCUCCUAUAGCAUGAUUAGAUUUAAGUCGUACUCGGCAUU